AUGCGCAUAGGCUAUCCACAAUCAAGAAUGUGGACCAGAUUGCAGUGGUUCAAGGGGGGCGGAUUGCGGAGCUUGGUCACUAACAUAUACUUGAGCACACCCAUCGGAACGGGAAUGUCAUAUCCAGGAGCCUCGCGCGGCAACAAAAAGCAUGUUGAUCUGAGCAGGAGUAACUUGCAUCGUCCCAAGGUCACAACACUUGAUCAUGAGCUGUCGGCCCUUAUUGCUAGAAUCACGAAACAGCUCACAGCUCUCCAUUUGGCUGCCGAAACUGCAUACAUGAUGCCUAAGCACGUCGGAAAAAGUUCUGAAGAAUUGCUGGAGGAAGCUCGAAGCCACCUGCACCUGAUAACCCACAUGGCAGAACUCAGUGUGAAGAUGCUCGAAUCGCUCGAAAGGUUGCACACCUGCUUAAGUAGGUCGUAUUGGGAUAGGGGGAGCGGGGAAAAAGUGGGCAAAGGCCGCCAUGGCGUGCAUGUUUUAGGCUCUUCUACGCGACCUGAUAUGUCACGGAGCGAGAAGGACGCUGUUGGAUCUUCUGGUGGCCUGGAGACCAGUGGUAUUGAAGGGACAGAACCAGGGCUGCAUCUGUUUGUUUUCAGACAUGUGCGGUUGUAUCUCAGCGCGCACUUCUCCAUAAAGGAGCUGCAGAACAAACUGAAGGCCGUCAAAGCGGAAAGGAAAGCUUUAGAAAAUCGAAUCGCCCCGCUUCUCUCAAAGGGCAACGUUCAGAUAGUAGACAUCGGGAAGUACCGGGUGUAG
This is a messenger RNA of Fimicolochytrium jonesii, 762 nucleotides long. RefSeq lists its product as uncharacterized. Bases 1 to 762 code for a protein of 253 amino acids. The transcript has 5 exons. The record is from RefSeq and is a predicted model, not a curated record. NCBI's taxonomy places the organism in Eukaryota, Fungi, Chytridiomycota, Chytridiomycetes, Spizellomycetales, Powellomycetaceae.